AAAAAAAGGUGAUGGUGAAACGGGAUAUUUAUUCUAAUAAAAAGACGCCAUAUGUGGAGAUGAUUGACCAAAUGAGUUUUAGGGUUCUGGACUAGAGCUUACCACGUGCUGAGUGUGACCUGCAAUGAAAGUUUGGGCUGGCUUGUGUGGGCUUGAUGCUUAAUCUUCAGUUUAAGAGUUGGUGGUGAGCUUAGCUGGUCUGCGGUUGAAGAAGGAGAGAAGAGAAUAAGAAGUGAACGAAAUAAACGUUUUGCACCGGCCGGGUGGCUAUACUAGGUAUUAUACGGUCUUAUGUAUUAUGUCUUAUGGGUCGUUCCCUCCACGUGUAUGUCUACUCACAUGUACCGUGUAAUGUAAGUAAUAUAAGCUUCUCUUCCACCAAAUCAAAGUAAGCGGACGAUGAACGAUGAGUGCUGAGACAGUCGUAGGAAAGCAGCCCAGGCAACAAGACACGCGUCGAUAUUUUAAAAAAACAUCUGCUCCAUUCAUUCAUACUCUUUGAGCGGUUCAUACUCUCUGAUAGUCUUCAGGAGUUUCAUUUAUUUUUUUUAACUGAGUGAUUUAAUAUUUUACAAUGCCGGAUAAAGUUGCGCCAGCAGAGCACCAGGUUUUGCCCCCCAAAGCCAAGGAACAGAGUGUUAAGUUAAAAAAGGAACUUGGACUGUUGGAUGGAGUUUCUAUUAUUGUUGGAGUUAUUGUUGGUGCUGGAAUUUUUGUUUCUCCACAUGGUGUUUUAGAUAAAAGCGGGAGCAUUGGAUUUUCUUUGAUAAUAUGGAUUUUUUCUGGAUUACUUUGUUUGGUUGGUGCUCUUUGCUAUGCAGAAUUAGGAACAAUGAUACCCAAGUCCGGGGGCGACUAUGCGUACAUAAGCGAUGCAUUUGGACCACUACCUGCCUUUUUGUAUUUAUGGGUCGCAUUGUUCAUUCUAGUACCUACUGGUAAUGCAAUAACUGCGCUAACUUUUGCGAUAUAUAUUCUAAAACCCUUCUGGCCUGACUGUGAGCCGAAUUAUGAAGCCGUACGGCUAUUAGCCGCUGUUGUAACGUGUUUGCUCACUGCAAUAAAUUGCUACAAUGUCAAAUGGGCGACGCGCAUCCAAGAUAUAUUUACCGGGACCAAAAUAUUUGCUUUGAUAGUAAUAAUAGGCGCCGGAUUUUGGCAUUUAUUUGCAAUAGGUCCUGAAAAUCUGAUAAAUCCAAUGGGAGGAACUAACGCCUCGCCAGGUUACAUCGCCGUUGCUGUUUAUUCCGGGCUGUUUUCCUACUCCGGAUGGAAUUACCUUAACUUUGUAACUGAAGAGCUGAAAGAUCCCUAUCGAAAUUUGCCACGAGCUAUUUGCAUUUCAUUGCCGCUGAUAACGAUUAUUUAUGUCCUGGCAAACUUUUCUUACUUUAUUGUCCUAACUAAGCAGGAAUUUUUGACGUCAACAGCUGUUGCUGUCACUUUUGGUGGAAAAUUAUUGGGACCAAUGUCAUGGAUAAUGCCAUUUUUCGUCGCAUGCUCAACAUUUGGUGCUCUUAACGGCGCAAUAUUCGCUUCAUCAAGGCUAUUCUUCGUCGGAGCACGAAACGGACAUUUACCGAAUGCGAUAGCACUUAUUAAUAUUAGAAACUUAACACCAAUGCCAGCUCUUAUCUUUUUAUGCAUUAUCACGCUGGCGCUGCUGAUACCAAAGGACAUUGAUGGACUGAUCACUUAUGUCAGUUUUGUUGAGGCAGUCUUCAUUACGAUGUCAGUAUCGGGUUUGCUCUGGUUGAGGUACAAACGACCCGAUCUUCAUCGACCUAUUAAGGUAUCACUGUGGCUUCCAAUAUUAUUUUUAGUGAUAUGUAUUUUUUUGGUAACUGUACCAUGUUAUGUAAAACCACUGGAAGUAGGAAGUGCAAUUAUGAUUAUUCUUUCCGGAAUUCCAGUUUAUUGGAUUUUUGUUCAGUGGCAAAAGAAACCCAAGUGGCUUGAAAAUGCUUCCCAUAACUUCAAUGUAAGCUGCGCAAAACUUUUUAUGUGUGUAUCAGAAGAAAAAGAUGACUGAUUAA
Cotesia glomerata is the source of this 2036-nucleotide messenger RNA. It is a transcript of the gene mnd, whose product is annotated as large neutral amino acids transporter small subunit 1. Gene Ontology annotation, cellular component: membrane. Bases 575 to 2032 code for a protein of 485 amino acids. NCBI's taxonomy places the organism in Eukaryota, Metazoa, Arthropoda, Insecta, Hymenoptera, Braconidae. The record is from RefSeq and is a predicted model, not a curated record. The transcript has 9 exons. Gene Ontology annotation, molecular function: L-amino acid transmembrane transporter activity. Gene Ontology annotation, biological process: amino acid transmembrane transport.